Molecule: messenger RNA, 1239 nt
Organism: Chironomus riparius
Lineage: Eukaryota; Metazoa; Arthropoda; Insecta; Diptera; Chironomidae
Source: the annotation of a GenBank genome assembly
AUGGGCUACCAAAGUGUAUCUAAUGAACUCGUACAUUUGACAGAAAAUGAAGCUAUUGGAUUUUUACGGCAAGAGUCGGGCUUUGCAACAAAAGCCAUCCACAGUGGAUAUAGACCGGAACAAUUGUUAUGCCGGUCGAUAGUUGCACCGAUAUAUAUGUCUACAUCAGUAUCAUCAGCAUCCUUGUCCCAAAAUGAUAAUAAAGGCAAUGAAUUACAAAAUACAGAAAAUCCCACAAGAAUAAUUCUUGAACAGACAUUGGCAGCACUUGACAAUGGUAAAUAUGCACUAGUAUUUCCAUCUGGCACAGCCGGUCAAAGCUGUUUGAUGGCAAUGCUUAAAGCAGGCGAUUCAAUAUUAUGUGGAAAUAAUAUUUACACUGGAACAAUUGAAUUGUUUAGAGAGACUGGAGUUGAUAUAGGACUAGAAGUAGAUUUUGUUGAUAUGACUAAGCCUGAUGAGGUGAGAAAGGCACUAAAGUCCAAUACAAAAAUGGUAUGGGUGGAGACACCAAGCAAUCCUAUGAUGCUCAUAACGGAUAUAAAGACAAUUGCUGAUAUCGUACACAAAGAGAGUAAUGCUAUUGUUGUUGUUGAUAAUACACCAUCCAGUUGCUAUUUUCAAAGGCCCUUAGACUUCGGAGCGGAUGUUGUGUCAUAUUCCAUAACCAAAUUCAUGAAUGGCCACAAUGAUGUUGUAAUGGGAAGUAUCUCGACCAACAGUAAAGAGCUUUAUGAGAAAAUUAAAUUUACUCAACAAAUAACUGGCAUUUGGCCUUCACCCUUCGAUUGUGCAUUAGUGAUAAGGAGUUUAAAAACUUUGGCAUUAAGAAUGGAACGACAUUCCUUAAAUGCUUUACUGAUUGCUAAAUUUUUAGAGCACCAUUCACGUGUCAGUGGUGUUUUACAUCCCGCCCUUGCGACUCAUCCUCAGCACAAACUCGCCUUAUCUCAAUGUUAUGGCCAUGGAGGGAGUUUAUGUUUUUACAUAAAAGACGCAAAAUUGGAUGAGACAAAAAGAUUUUUAAAGCACUUGAAAGUUUUUAUGUGGGCUGAUAGUUUAGGUGGAUGUGAAUCAUUGGCACAAGCCCCACUUUUAUGGUUCGUCGUUCCGACAUCAUUCUCAGAUGAAGAAGUACAUGAUUUGGGAUUUUUAGAGAAUUUAAUUCGUCUAUCAUGCGGUUUAGAGGAUCCCGAGAUAUUAAUCGAGGAUUUAAAUCAGGCGUUAAAUGCUCUGUGA